AUGUCUUCUUACAAAGAAUUAAUGGAGAGAAAUGGGCAGCAUGCUGUUAGCAGUAAUUCUUAUGCCCAGAUGAAUCAGUCUCCGCUGGAUUUGGAUUACUUGAUUUACACCUUGAGAUCUCCAACCCCGGAUACAAAUGUUCUGAAGGUUUUGGGAUAUAUCUACCAUUACAUUCCGUAUGUGAAGGUGGAGCAUAAUCUUCGGGUAAUUUUAUCGAGUUUUUUGAACAAUCAGGUCUGCUUUGGAAACAAAAUCCCGAGCUACGAGGACAAUUACCUUAUCAUUGAGGUGUUCAAGUUGAUCACAGACAAGAAAUUGAAAGUGUCGCAACCAACGCUUUCCAUAAAGAUAUACUACGAAAUCAUCUUGAAGGAGCUUGAGAACUUUGUUGCUUACAACCCAUUGCGUAAUAGCUGGAAAGUAAUGCCCAUUAUCAGUGGACUUUGGCUCUCCAAUGAACUAAGGGACCAAUUAUACACGGACAACAACGUUUUGGAGUACAAAUGGUUUUUCCACGAGUGGGACGAGAGAUCCGAUGCAUUAUUCAAGAAAUGCUUACGCCAUUCUCUCUCGGAAGCUGCCCCUCUAGACAUCACCAAUCUUGUGUUGUUGAGUUUGGCUUUGAAAUAUAAGUUGCGUGAGAACCUCAACGACUACCUUGGCAACAUUCACAGAAAAUUGGUGAUUUCUCAACUCACAUCUUUGAUCUUCAGCUUGCAAACAUCCGAUGGCUAUAAGUAUAGGUUGUUUGCAGAAACGGGUCCAAACGACCCACACUGGGAGGAGUUCAUCAAAACCAAGGUCUUGCAAAGACCUGUGAUAAAGCAUUUGAAUAGGCUUGCAUUUUUACUUGAGUCAUUACUUUGUGAUUUGCCAUAUAAUGAUGGCAACUUCAAUUUGAUCAUGAGUUUGAUCGAGGGUAUGUUGGAGUUCAAUAAAGAAUUGAAUCACUUCACUGCCAGCCAGCCACGUCUCAACGUUGGAUCCGAGUCCGCUUCCGAAGAGAAUAAAUUCCAUGCACAAUAUUUGAUGUUGAUGAAGAGCUACUUGUUCUUCCAGGUCAUUGUCUUCCAGGGUAUACUUUCUCGAUUUGUUUCGGGCAGAAAUGUCAACUUAAUGUAUGCGCUAUUCAGACCCAAACGGCAUGUCAGUCGCAUGGAAUACGAGUAUUCUGAGAUUGGAAGAUCUAUUUUACAUUCACUCUACUAUUUGAACUUUAUUUUAAUGGAUAUUGGCCUGGGUGGAUUCGAUGGAUACAAUUUCGUUUAUUACGUUUGUCUUGAAGUCUGUCUUCAAAACAAUAGGGGAGCUUCCUUUGAGCGUUUCACUCGUUACUUGAUUGGAAACUACAAAGAGGUGAACUUGCACCAUGAUGCUCUUAAUCGAAACUAUGUUUUGAGAUGCAAGGUUCUCUUUGUCCUUGGGCUUUGGGAGAACUACUUACAGAUGGUCAGAGAAAAGGAUUCGAACUUCGAUCCUGAAUUUGUGGAGUUCAUUUAUGCUACAACAAUCGAUAAGGCAAGGGAUCCAUCCAUCUCUGAUCAUAUCUUGGUAGAGGCUCUCCACUCGGUGCUCUUGGUGUACUUUACUAAUAAGCAAGACACCAGCAAAGCUUUGGGGCACGUUUUGAAUUACUUUGAAGUUUUGGCCGAUCAAUUUCCCCGCAUCCUUUCUGCCAAUCAGCUCAGUGUCGCUGUGGAGACCUUAGGUAAGAAAAUCUUAUCUACCCCCAUCAUUUACGGACCAGAUAGUUUUUACAGAAAUUCUGCCGAGGAAUUCCUUGAGUUCAUUUUCUUCAAAUGUCAAAAUACAAUGCCAGGGCUGUCAAUCAAGACAAGCACUGGCACGGUUCUCACUUCUGCUCAGCCUAUCUCCGAAAUAGACGCUGCUUCCACAAUGUCACAGUUGAAGAAAAACGAUCCGAACCAAACAGACAUUGUCAAAUUCAACAAAAUGAAGAAACCUAAAGAUCUUCCUGGUUUAAAAUUGUUUCCUUCUAGUGAUGCAAAGGAACAUUUUUCUAAGAGAGAAGUUCCUAACACAUCUCGUGAGGCAUUGAUUGUCGCUUUUCUCCACAUAAUUCCAUAUCUUCCCAUGAACGCCUUUAUUCAUUGGCUAGACAGAAUUUGGACUCUUAUCAAAACAAGUAACCAGGAAGAACGUGCAUACUUGACCGAUAAGCUUUGGCUAGUGUUGAGCAAUAAUCUCGAUUUCAACCGGUGCCAACUUGCGUACCCAUGGUGGUAUGAGACAAAACAGGCAGUGGAACGAGACAUUGGACAUACUCUGAAAUUAUGA
Molecule: messenger RNA, 2298 nt
Organism: Sungouiella intermedia
Lineage: Eukaryota; Fungi; Ascomycota; Pichiomycetes; Serinales; Metschnikowiaceae
Source: the annotation of a GenBank genome assembly